GUCUGAACAUAUUGAGGUUCACUCGUCUAGGAAACACUUUGAGAAUACGAGAGAGAAAAGAUUCAGAGUUAUAUUUUCUGCAUGACAAAAAUGUUACCAAUGGAGCUCGAAAUCUGCACGUUAGACCUCGCCAUCGAGAUCUUAAAGUAGCUUACAGCUGCAGCAUGGCUUGUCCCUUGGUCAGAUAUGGCGCUAAUGAAAAGAGUGCAGAUUAUCUUUUAAAAGAAAGAGGCUACACAGAACUGAUGAUUCAUACCAUCAACAACGCCCAAGGUCGCACGAGGAUCAGCCUGGGCGACAAGUGUCUGGUCGAGAUUCUGCACCACCAUGCGUCUCAACGGGGCUCUUGUUACACCCACUCUACGACGAAAGAGACUGUCACCAUCGCGUUCAAGCGAGUCAACGAUAGCGUGCACGUGCGUUUACCUGAAGAGGAAGAGCUUCGUUAUUUUACGGCCGUAUCUCCAGCUCUGUUUCAAGCUAGGCUGAAUAUGCAAGUUUGGGGACAUAGUGUCAUUACUAGCUACAGUUAUGGCGAGAAGGGCAAGCAUGACUGUGGCCACAGAAGGCUUCAGCAACCCUCCUCUGGCCACAGAAGCCCUCAGCGACCCUCAUCCGGCCGUGAAAACCCUCAACAGCCUCUUCCUGACCGAUCUCCACCGGUGUCCCCAAUUGCCCCUGAGCCGAAUGCCGCAGGAAGAACUGUGAAUGUUGUCUGGAUCGCGAGUGGCUGCGCAGCGGCGGUUUUUGCGUUGCUGGUCACGGCGCUGACGCUCUUCUGCCGCCAGCACAGGGCUCGAGGGCUCGCCACUGCCGCCCAAGGUAAGGGUCAUGACCAAGGAAAGUAUAACUAGGUAGUUCCACUUCAUUUUAGCCUGUUGAACCCAAAAAUAAAAUCGGCUUUUUCCGUAGAGUAUUCUGACGGCUGUUAAUGGUAAAGAACUCUUCGUUAUCAUAAAGAAAAGAGAGAAAUUUUGGUUUUAUUUUCUUUUAUAAUAAUAGUGAGUAAAUCUUACAAAUAGUCAUGUUUGUAGCUAUAUCUAGCAUCUCACAGUGCACUCUCAUUGGCCAAAUAUGCUUACUUUAUUUGCUCCUUCCCUUUUCUUGACCCUAACAGUUUGUCCAAUAUCAAUAAAAUAUCGAAAAAGAAAAUAAGAAAAAAAUACUAUAUUUAAUAGCUCAGAAGCUCAGAAGUUGCCAGCAAGUAUUUUCAUCAAGAUUUAGGUGAAGAUGCUUUGUUAGAUUACAAAAUCCAUCCUUUUUCACAGUUGUAAUAUUUUAUACCAGAUGUUACUGAAAAUUUGACCAACUCUGUA
Penaeus vannamei (Pacific white shrimp) is the source of this 1316-nucleotide messenger RNA. The record is from RefSeq and is a predicted model, not a curated record. NCBI's taxonomy places the organism in Eukaryota, Metazoa, Arthropoda, Malacostraca, Decapoda, Penaeidae.